Neoarius graeffei (lesser salmon catfish) is the source of this 2708-nucleotide messenger RNA. It is a transcript of the gene foxb1a, whose product is annotated as forkhead box B1a. The transcript has a single exon. Gene Ontology annotation, biological process: anatomical structure morphogenesis; regulation of transcription by RNA polymerase II; cell differentiation. Bases 470 to 1378 code for a protein of 302 amino acids. The record is from RefSeq and is a predicted model, not a curated record. Lineage: Eukaryota; Metazoa; Chordata; Actinopteri; Siluriformes; Ariidae. Gene Ontology annotation, molecular function: DNA-binding transcription factor activity, RNA polymerase II-specific; RNA polymerase II cis-regulatory region sequence-specific DNA binding.
AGCAAAGAAGUGGCACAUUAAUGAAGCGCCGCUCCGGGGGUCUUUUCUGCUCAUGUCACCACAUAAAACUAUCAGAUGGUUCGAGGAAGGCCAUGGAGGCAGGCACUUAGCUCACCUUAUCAAGCUAGAAGAGAGAGGGUAUCUUGUCUGUUCGUCCGACUGGACAAGAGGAAACUGCUCUCCAUUUGCUUAUAGCAUUUGUUGAAGCUUAUCUACAACUCAUCUAAAGGGGCAGACUUGUUUUAGUCUCUCUCUCUCUCUCUCUUUUACAUGAGCGACAGUAGAGCAGCUUCACAUCAACAGCGAAUGCUCCAGUAUCGGACUCCCAACUUUCAGCGCUCUGAAACUUGGACAAGCGACAACCGGUAAACUGCUCCUUUUCUGUUGUUUUAUGCUUUUCCUCGAUUUGAGAUUUAUUCAUUUCAACAUUCAGGCUGUUCUCUGAAAAAAAUAAAAAAUAAACAAGAGGAUGCCUCGCCCGGGCAGAAACACUUACAGCGACCAAAAACCUCCCUAUUCAUACAUCUCUCUCACCGCCAUGGCGAUCCAGAGCUGCCCCGAGAAGAUGCUGCCGCUUAGUGAGAUCUACAAAUUCAUCAUGGACCGCUUCCCGUAUUACCGCGAGAAUACACAGCGAUGGCAGAACUCACUGAGGCACAACCUGUCCUUCAACGACUGUUUCAUCAAGAUCCCGCGGCGGCCGGAUCAGCCGGGUAAGGGCAGUUUCUGGGCGCUGCACCCGAACUGCGGCGACAUGUUUGAGAACGGCAGCUUUCUUCGGCGCCGCAAGCGCUUCAAGGUGCUCACGUCGGACCCGCUGGCACCGAGCAAGCCGUCGGAGGCUGCACAUUACCUGCAGCAGCAGCAUGCCAAGCUGCGUCUGAGCGCGCUGGCCGCCACUGGAGCGCACCUGCCACAUGUGCCCGCCUACAACCUGACCACACCUCCGCCGUCCACCUUCAAACACCCGUUCGCCAUUGAGAACAUCAUCGCACGCGAUUACAAGGUGCCGGGCGGCCUGGCCUUUUCCACGAUGCCCUCCAUGUCUGCCGGUUACCCGUUACCCGGUCAGCUCGCCACAGCCUGGCCGCACGUGUAUGGAGCGGGAGCACUUGAGAGCGCUGCGCCCAUUUCCGUGGCGAGCGAUUACGGCACAUACGGCGUGCCUAUCAAGUCUCUGUGCCACGGAGCGCAGAGUUUGCCCGCCGUACCGGUGCCCAUCAAGCCCAUGCCCCCGCAUCUGCCCGCGUUUCUCUCGAACUCUCCACAGUCUCUAAGCCCCACAUCCCCUCACACGGCAACCGGCCAGAGCAGUCCGGCCAACCCGAGCGACACGCUGAGCGGCCCGGCCACCCUGCAGUCAGUCGCAGUGCACUGAUGAGGGCCAAAGUUGACGGAAAUAUUCCGGGACAAGGAACUGGAGGCCUGUAGACAGCUUCACGGCUACGUCCGAAACCUCACACUACUGUACUAAAUACAGAACAGUACUCCACCCGAGGUUUCAUCUACAUUUAUAUAGUAACUGUCUCAUGGAUUUAAUGCAGUUUUCACAGCUCCACUCUAAAGACUCUGCAUUUCUACAAUGUCCCCAAUCUGUAUGAACGCAAAAGGUUUUAAGUUCACAUGAACGCACAACUUUACAUCACCACAAAGCUGUUGUUAACAUGGUGAAGUUUUCUGGGCUUGUUUUUGCGCUUUUACGCACCAGAUGAUCCUGUAGCUGAUUAUAGCAGGCGGACUAUUUUUGCCAUGUUGCGUUUAGUGCGGCAGUUUGCGGUGUAGGACGUAGCCAAAUAACUUCUCCAAAGCUGAAUUUUUAUUUUAGCCCUUGAAAACGUUUUCCACAAUGUUAGCCUAUAUCCGCUAUACAAUCAAGGCAAGAGCUAUAUCUGUGUUGCAGUGAUGUUAAUUUAUGUGUACGUGUUUUCCGACUUUGUGUGUUGCUUUAAAUAGUUUUCGUCUGACAACACCGACUCAGUACAGAUAGGCAUAUUUUAGUUUUUUCCUCAAGAAGAAGAAGAAGAAGAAACAGAGUUUAACUCUGACAUACCAGGAUCUUUUCUAAAUGGAAGGACGCUGGCAAAAUGUAAUAAUAAUAAUAAUAAUAAUAAUAAUAAUAAUAAUAAUAAUAAUGCUGUCCUUCUAAUAUCAUAAAUUUAGUGUUAAUAAGGUCAUUAUUCUGGACAGACAGUUAAACUCACUUUGGUUUAUAAAGUUACAUUUGGUGUGAGCACCUUUUGGCAAACUUUGCAACAAACUUUUAAAAUCUUCUUUGGUGUGUUAAAUGAGUGCAGAUGAAGCUUAACCUAAAAUGCUCUUCGAUAAGACUGUAACACAAAACAACAAAAUGAACAGCAAAACGUUUUAUUUUUCAUACCAAACUAUAUCAGCAUUAGAUUUUACACACGGAGCUACACAUACUGAAAACUUGAAACCUACAUUUUAAAAGAUGAGGUGAUUGUGAAAGGCGUAUAUAUGUGGAAAAAAAAUCGCAGAUAAGUGAUAUAAAAUGUGUUAAAUGAUGCACUUUUUAGUUCGAUGUUUUAGAUGAUCUCUAUUUUACAGGAGAUGUUUUGUGGAGCAUUUAAUUUAAAGCCGUGGUGACCAUGUGUAUUAAAUGCCGUACAUUUGUAACCUUUUUUUCUUUUUAUGUUCAGAUGUAAAGCAUGCAUUUUUGAAACUUUGUGUUGUUUUUGUUGCAAGCAUGC